This is a messenger RNA of Malania oleifera, 603 nucleotides long. RefSeq lists its product as uncharacterized. The record is from RefSeq and is a predicted model, not a curated record. The transcript has a single exon. The coding region runs from base 1 to 603 and encodes 200 amino acids. Gene Ontology annotation, molecular function: nucleic acid binding; zinc ion binding. Lineage: Eukaryota; Viridiplantae; Streptophyta; Magnoliopsida; Santalales; Ximeniaceae.
AUGGCGUUUAAAAUCAAGAGGACGAGAUACGAGCGCAAGGUUGUAUGCUAUUGGUGUCAUAAAAAGGGGCACCUCAAAAGGGACUUUGAAGAUCAAAAACGAUACGAAGAAGAAAAGAAGACAUGGGAUGGUGUCAAUGUAUCGGAGCAUGCCACAUGGCAUGGUAAUGAUGAGGUCCUUGUAACGGCGAUCAACUUACAUCAAAAAAUCAAUCAAAGAAAUGUGCAGUGCCGAUACUGCAAGAAGUAUAGCCAUAUGAAAAGGAAGUGUCGAAAAUUGAGGAGAAAGAACAUGAAUACUCUUGGUAGUCCAAACGAUGAUGGAUGGGUUUUGGACUCUGGGAGUUCAGUUCAUGUUUGUUUUAAAAAAGAAAUUUUCCAUUAUUUCAAAGAAUUUCGCAGUACGGUAUCACUUGGUGAUGGGUCUUCAUACGAUGUCAGAGGGAUUGGAUCUAUGAAGCUGAAGACGCCUGUUGGAGUGAUCCGUAUUUUGGAUGACGUAAACUUCAUUCCAAAGAUGCAAAGAAAUUUGAUCUCCCUUAGUUGGUUGGAUUUUAAGGGUUGCCAAAUCUCUGUCACAGAUGAAGCUAUGGAGGUGACCUGA